Molecule: messenger RNA, 1337 nt
Organism: Corythoichthys intestinalis (scribbled pipefish)
Lineage: Eukaryota; Metazoa; Chordata; Actinopteri; Syngnathiformes; Syngnathidae
Product: ras-related protein Rab-39B
Exons: 6
Coding region: 520-1161 (213 amino acids)
Biological process (GO): vesicle-mediated transport; Rab protein signal transduction
Cellular component (GO): Golgi apparatus
Molecular function (GO): GTPase activity; myosin V binding; GTP binding
Source: RefSeq, a predicted model, not a curated record
CAUCAGGAACCGCAGCGUGGCUGAGGCAAACCAGCUGCAUGCGCGCGUUUGACGAAACUGGAAGUCAAGCCAACCGGAGCCUGUGGAAAAUGGUCGCAAGGUGCGAGAUUCCUACCGGGAUCCAAAAGUUCAGUCUCUGGUCUGGGGCCAUGCAUUUCCUCCGCUUCCCAUGACGACAUCAUGCGGGUCAGGACUUCAUGCUGUUGAAUUGCUGCAGACGCACCACCGUGGCGUGGUCCCACUGGAGCACUUUGAGGGCAAAGUCCACCCCGAUGGUGGCCCGGUAAUGCUGGGAGAACACCCGAUGCACGUAACGCUUGAUGAUGGAGGUCUUGCCCACCCCCAGGUCGCCGAUAACCAGCACUUUGAGGAGGCGCUGCUGCUGCGACGGCGGCGGCUGCAUGGCGAGCGUCCAAUGCCGGGUUGUCUCUAAUUAUGAGAGGCAUUCACUGCCAUACCAGGUUCCCACCCCCCGCAGACAACAAUACAGAACCGGUAUAACGACAGACGAUCAGAGUCAUGGAGGCCAUCUGGCUCUAUCAGUUCCGCCUCAUCGUGAUCGGCGACUCCACCGUGGGCAAGUCCUGCCUGAUCCGCCGCUUCACCGAGGGCCGCUUCGCUCAGGUGUCGGACCCCACGGUGGGCGUGGACUUCUUCUCCCGACUGGUGGAGAUCGAGCCGGGCAAGCGGAUCAAGCUGCAGAUUUGGGACACCGCCGGCCAGGAGCGAUUCAGGUCCAUCACUCGGGCCUACUACCGCAACUCUGUGGGCGGGCUGCUCCUGUUCGACAUCACCAAUCGCCGCUCCUUCCAGAACGUUCACGAGUGGCUGGAGGAGGCCAGAAGUCACGUGCAACCGCACAGCAUCGUCUUCCUGCUGGUGGGGCACAAGUGUGAUUUGGAAGCGCAGCGGCAGGUGAGCCGGCAGGAGGCCGAACGACUGGCGGGCGUGUACGGCAUGCGCUACAUCGAGACGUCGGCGCGCGACGCCAUCAACGUGGAACGCGCCUUCACCGAGCUGACCAAAGACAUCUUCACACUGGUGCGCUCCGGCGAUAUCACCAUCCAGGAGGGCUGGGAGGGCGUCAAGAGCGGCUUCGUCCCCAACGUAGUCCACUCCUCCGAGGAGGUGACCAAGAGCGACCGCCGCUGCCUCUGUUGACGCGGCCACGGACUCCGGCGGCACUAAAUGCUUAAAACAUCGUCACAAAAACAACAACAAAAAAACAUCCUAAUGGACUCCUCGCCGAGCCGGGAUGAAGACUUUUGUCAUUUAAGUUCACAAAAGAUGCAGUUUGAAAGUUCCUAUCGUCUCUGAAAUAAACCACUGGACACGUU